AUGCACAAAACGGGGUCAUUAUCUCUCUUCUGUGCCGGGGUCGAUCAUGGCUCUCUCUCUCUCUCUCUCUCAGCUUUUGCUGGAUGGGACCAUUAUGACAGAGCGAUAUUUUUUGACUGGCCUCUCUGUUGGCUUGCUCCUCUUUUAUACGCUAUAAUGGAACAGUGCAUUCGUGACUGUGACGAAUUGCGGGGUUACCUGGUGAAACAUUACAAGAUUCUAACCAAAAAAGCAAGCGAUGGUGAAAAGGAAGUUUAUUACAUCACACCAAAGCGAACUUUCCGUUCACUUGAGGAACUUGUCAAUCAUUAUACAAUAGUUUCAGACGGCCUUUGCUGCAAACUUACACAAAUAUGCAGCAAACCAAGGUCUUUACUCUGGGCAAUGGAGAGAGGCAAACCUGAUGACUUUAUGACCACUAAGGACACUUUGCAGCUGGUCAAGAAAAUUGGCAGUGGUCAGUUUGCUGAAGUGUAUUAUGCCAAGUGGAACAACCAGGUGGAGGCAGCUGUAAAGAUGCAAAAGAAAGACUGUGUCACGACCUCUGCCUUUUUGGACGAAGCCCAGAUCCUGAAAACGAUCCAGCAUGUAAAUAUAAUCAAGUUGUUGGCAGUGUGCAGCGACGAACCUGUUUAUCUGGUGACCGAAUUCAUGCCCAACGGACGCCUUUCACAGUACCUGCGUGAAGGGAAAGGAAAACAAUUAGGGGUCAACAGUCUUCUCUGGCUUGCUGCUCAGAUUGCAGACGGAAUGGCAUAUAUGGAAAAGGAGAAUUUUGUGCACAGAAAUUUGGGUGCACGUAACAUUCUUGUUGCUGACCAAAACAAAGUUAAAAUUGCUGGUUUUGGAAUGACCAAAGUGGCUGAUGACCCUGACUAUAAUUUCAGGAAAGGUUUGAAAAUGGCGGUAAAGUGGAUGGCUCCUGAAGUACUGUUAUAUAACAAAUACAGCACAAAGGCCGAUGUAUGGUCAUUUGGAAUCGUCUUGAUGGAAAUAUUUUCAUAUGGAAAGGAACCCUAUGAUGGUAUGGGAAGCAAGGAAGCAUUUGAAAAUGUCCAGUCAGGUUACCGCAUGCCUUGUCCUCACUGUUGUCCGACUGAGAAUGAACGAUUUGGUCCACCAACAAUUUUUUCUUUUUUCUCUCUGACACUCUCUCUCUCUCCUUUCUCUCUCUCUCUCUCUCUUUUCCUUUCCUUUCCUUCUCUCUCCACUCUCUUUCUUUUCUUACUCUUUUUCUCUGUCUUUCCUCUCUCUCUCACUCUCUUCCAUUCUCAAUCUCUUCCUUUCUUUCUCUCACCUCUCUCUUCUUUUCUUUUUCGUUCUCUCGCUCUCCAUUUCUUUCUUUCUCCCUCUCUCUCUCUCUCUCUCUCUCUCUCUCUCUCUCUCCCUCUCUCUUCUUUUCUUUCUCUUUUCUCUCUGCCUUUCCUCUCUCUCUUUCUUCUUUCUUUUUCUCUUCCUUUCUCUCUCUCUCACUCUCUUCCUUUCUUUCUCUCACCUCUUUCUCUCUCCCUCUCCCCCUCUCUUUUCUUUUUCUUUUUCUCGCUCUCCAUCUCUUUCUUCCUUUCUCUCUCUCUUCCUUUCUCUCUCUCUCACUCUCUUCCUUUCUUUCUCUCACCUCUCUCUUCUUUUCUCUCUCUUUCUCUCCAUCCCUCUCUCUCUCUAUUUUUCUUUCUCUUUUCUCUCUGUCUCUCCUCUCUCUGUUUUUUCUCUCUGUCCUUCUCUUCCUUUCUCCCUGUCUCUCCCUCUCUCUCUCUGAUACACAUUCACACACCCUUUGUAGCCUGGUUUCACCCACUUUUGGAACGGGUUCUCUUUCGCAGUAAAAAAUAA
Acanthosepion pharaonis is the source of this 1830-nucleotide messenger RNA. The record is from the annotation of a GenBank genome assembly. Lineage: Eukaryota; Metazoa; Mollusca; Cephalopoda; Sepiida; Sepiidae.